This is a messenger RNA of Trichoderma reesei QM6a, 312 nucleotides long. RefSeq lists its product as uncharacterized. Bases 1 to 312 code for a protein of 103 amino acids. The transcript is spliced from 3 exons. Lineage: Eukaryota; Fungi; Ascomycota; Sordariomycetes; Hypocreales; Hypocreaceae. The record is from RefSeq and is a predicted model, not a curated record.
AUGCAAUUGGUGUUGGAUCAGGGGGGGAGAAACAAGGCCGAUGCAUCAAUGUCCAAUGGAGCAGCAAUCGCAAGCCUUGGUGAUGUUGGUGGCGAUGAUAUUGACUUUGUGGCACAAGCCUCCCGUCUUAUGCUUAAACUGACCGUCGUCGAUCAAGUCGUAUUCACCAUGCCGUCGUUUGCAGUCACGACAGUGCCUUACAUGUUCCUGGGCGUGCUGAUGGAUUCUCUAGGCCAUGAAAGUGACAGCUCCCAGCAGCCUCCGCCAAAAGUUUAUCGCUAUCACCAGAAGAAGUCAAUGAUCUCAUCAUGA